Molecule: messenger RNA, 2940 nt
Organism: Lycium barbarum (goji berry)
Lineage: Eukaryota; Viridiplantae; Streptophyta; Magnoliopsida; Solanales; Solanaceae
Product: phospholipase D alpha 1-like
Exons: 4
Coding region: 192-2615 (807 amino acids)
Biological process (GO): phosphatidylcholine metabolic process; phospholipid catabolic process
Cellular component (GO): plasma membrane
Molecular function (GO): D-type glycerophospholipase activity; calcium ion binding
Source: RefSeq, a predicted model, not a curated record
UUAUUUUAGGUCACACUUGCGGCUAGAGAGAAGAUGGGUGUCAACGUCUAGCAUUUAAGUAGUUCAUUCUCCUCUUUCAUCUCCUCUAUAUACAUGGCUUCUAUUUAUCUCCUCUGAACUUACUCUUAUCUAAAGAUUUUCUUCGUCAUCCCAAGUUUUAUACUAAGAGUAGUGGAUCGCAGGGAAGGAAGAUGGCACAAAUUCUGCUACAUGGUAAUCUUCAUGUUACUAUAUUCGAGGUUGAUAAGCUCCAUACAAAUUUUGGCAAAGAAUUUUUCAAUAAGGUGUUGCAAGGCAUUGAGGGAGCUAUUGGCUUCAACAAGACAGCUUCAAGACUGUAUGCAACUAUUGAUCUUCAAAAAGCCAGAGUUGGCAGAACCAGAUUGCUCGAUGAACACAAAAAUCCGCGGUGGUACGAGUCAUUCCACAUUUACUGUGCCCAUAUGGCUUCCAAUGUCAUAUUCACUGUCAAAGUUGAUAAUCCAGUUGGAGCAGAACUUAUUGGAAGAGCUUACUUGCCAGUUGAACAAAUUCUAGAUGGAGAAGAAGUCGAUGAAUGGCUUGAAAUCCUGAAUACAGAAGGAAAACCCGUGCAUGGACACUCUAAAAUUCAUGUUAAGUUGCAGUAUUUUGAUGUCACAAGGGAAUAUAAUUGGAAUAGAGGGAUAAAAGUCACAAGGUUUCCUGGUGUUCCAUAUACAUUCUUUAGACAAAGAGAAGGAUGCAAGGUCACCCUUUACCAAGAUACUCAUGUUCCUGAUAACUUCAUUCCGAAAAUCCCUCUUGCUGGUGGUAAGUUUUACGAGCCACAACGAUGUUGGGAAGACAUUUUUGAUGCCAUCACUAAUGCAAAGCAUUUGAUUUACAUAACUGGAUGGUCUGUGUAUACGGAGAUCACUUUGAUAAGGGACAUGAGGAGGCCUAAGCCGGGUGGAGACAUAACGCUCGGGGAGUUACUUAAAAGAAAAGCUAAUGAAGGUGUGAGAGUUCUAAUGCUGGUCUGGGAUGACAGAACAUCAGUUCCUGUGUUGAAACAGGACGGGCUAAUGGCUACUCAUGAUCAAGAAACUGCUGAUUAUUUUCGAGACACUGAAGUAAAUUGUGUGUUGUGUCCUCGAAAUCCUGAUGAUGGAAGGAGCAUUAUUCAAAACAUAGAGAUUGGGACGAUGUUUACUCAUCAUCAAAAGAUUGUAAUUGUUGAUGGCGAAUUGCCUAAUGGAGACAGGGAGAGGAGGAAAAUUGUGAGUUAUAUUGGUGGGAUUGAUCUUUGUGAUGGUAGAUAUGAUACACAAUUUCACUCCCUUUUCAGGACUUUAGACACAGCACAUCAUGAUGAUUUUCACCAAGCAAAUUUCACCGGUGCUUCAAUUCAAAAAGGAGGGCCGAGAGAGCCUUGGCAUGAUAUCCAUUGUCGAAUAGAAGGGCCAGCUGCUUGGGAUGUGCUCUACAAUUUUGAACAGAGGUGGAGGAAACAAGGUGGAAAAGACUUGCUUAUAGACCUAAGGGAUAUGGCGGAUAUAAUCAUUCCACCUUCACCGGUAAUGUAUCCUGAUGAUCAUGACACAUGGAACGUUCAAAUUUUUCGAUCAAUUGAUGGUGGAGCGGCUUUUGGCUUCCCCACUGCUCCUGAGGAGGCAGCCAAAUCUGGUCUUAUAAGUGGCAAGGAAAACAUCAUAGAUCGAAGCAUACAGGAUGCAUAUAUUAAUGCCAUUCGCCGAGCAAAGCAUUUCAUUUACAUUGAAAACCAGUACUUCUUAGGCAGCUCCUUUUCAUGGUACUCCGAUGAUAUCAAGGAUGAAGCAAUUAAUGCUUUACAGUUGAUUCCAAAGGAGCUUUCUUUGAAGAUAGUUAGCAAAAUCGAAGCAGGGGAAAGGUUUACGGUUUAUGUUGUGGUUCCAAUGUGGCCAGAAGGCCUUCCUGAGAGUGCAUCUGUACAAGCAAUACUGGAUUGGCAAAGGAGGACCAUGCGAAUGAUGUACAUCGAUAUAAUUCAAGCUCUAAAGGUAAAGGGAAUUGUGGCAAAUCCUAAGGAAUACUUGAGUUUCUUUUGCCUUGGCAAUAGGGAAACAAAGAAGAGAGGAGAAUAUGAGCCUUCUGAAACACCAGAGCCCGAUUCAGACUAUCUCAAAGCUCAAGAAGCCAGACGUUUCAUGAUUUACGUACAUGCCAAAAUGAUGAUAGUGGAUGAUGAAUACAUUAUCAUUGGAUCAGCUAACAUAAAUCAAAGGUCAAUGGAUGGUGCAAGAGACUCAGAAAUAGCAAUGGGAGCCUACCAACCAUUUCAUCUAACUGUGAAGGAGCCAGCUAGGGGUCAGGUUCACGGCUUCCGGAUGGCGUUGUGGUAUGAACACUUAGGCAUGUUAGACAAUAGUUUCCUUCAGCCAGAGAGCCUAGAAUGCAUCCGAAAGGUGAACAAAGUUGCUGAGAGAAACUGGGAUAUGUAUUUAAGUGAGAGCCUCAUUCAUGAUUUGCCUGGACACCUUCUUACUUACCCUAUUGGUGUUACUGAAAAUGGAGAGGUCACUGAAGUACCUGGAGCAGAAUACUUUCCUGACACCAAGGCACCUGUUCUUGGUACCAAAUCUGAUUUUCUUCCUCCCAUUCUCACAACCUAAACCUGCACCUUUUAAUUUGUUCAUUCACUCUCUAGACAUAUAUGUUUUAUAGUUAUGGAGUAUAUGUUAAUAAGGCUUCUUAAUUAAGGAAAGAAAAGGUUACUAUCACCACCGGAUGCGGCGAAAUGUUAAAGAUCCUUCUACUCUUCACCAGAGGUCUCAAGUUCGAGACUUGGGCCCUUGGUACACAAAAACGCCCAUAGUGAUGGGCUUUCAUCGCAAAUCCAGAUUAGUCAAACUAGUGGACUUUGAGCACCACAUGAUUGUACGAAAAAAACAGCUGGGUACUACUAUAUUUUGCCAUAUAUUGCAGUUUGUUUAGUUA